UGUGAAAAAAAGAAAAAGGAAAACAAAUUGUGUUGUAGACGACAAUGAAGCAAAUGUGGAACGAAAAAUGUGAAAAUACAACGCGAAACUCAUAAUUUGCACACGCAGCACGGUACAUUUCGCACAGGUAAACAUACGCAGUGCCAUGGAUACGGCACGGAGAAAUGCGUCCAGCACGGCCACUGCGGCUCGUGAUUCCAGGGUGGCCCUUAUCGAUUUCAAGAAGAUUUGUCGCAUCUGUGGAAAAUCGGAUGAAACGCUUACCUCGGUGCAUUCGCGCUACCAAAAUGAUCUGCGGGGCAAGAUUGUAAAGUAUCUGAACGUUGAUAUCGAAGAAAAUGGUACAUUGCCGACGAAAAUUUGCUUCUGCUGCAAAGAUAUCAUCACCAAGUGGCAUGAUCUGUACGAGAAGUGUCGUGUGAUGGAAAAACGGUUCGAUACGAUACUGAAAUCCUGCGAAGAGCAACUACAAACGGAACUGCAUUCAAAUGGUACGCGGGAAGAACAGAACGACAAAAAUGGCUGUUCAUCUUCGAAGGAAGACGUUGAAUGUGGGGAAAGAUUGGACAGUGCAGCUAAUGCAGCAGCACAGGAAUCAGUACCUACUACACCCGAGCAGGAAUCUCAGAAAAGUCAAAAAACUUCACCUAAAUGCAGAACAAUUACAUGCACGUUUUGCCGUACGGAUGGAUCCGCUAAUGGUAACAUACGAUAUGAGUCUCAAACGGCACUAGUGGAUCACAUGAAGGAUCAACAUUGGGAGCAGAUCUUUCAUUGCGAGCAAUGCGACAACUAUCUCGAUCGUGCCAUUCUUAUUGAGCACAUGACAAUGCAUGCAUUAAGCUUACUGCAACCCCCACCCGCUACCGAAGGAACGGAACAAGAGCCGGAUAGUUUGGCUUCCGGUUCAGGCAUGGGUGAAGAUGAACCAGAAGGUGAAAUGGAAGAGGCUGAGGGUAGCCAACAAACGACAGAACUAAAAUCUGGCGAAGGUAGCACGAAUAAGGAAAACGACGAGAAAGAUCUGGCGGCCGCAGCUCCAGAAACGAUGAAAGCCGUAGAGGGACGCAAACUGUACUGCAACAUCUGUGAAAAGACGCUCGGCAAUCGGAGCGCUUACUCGUACCACGUGAAUCAGGUGCAUUUGAACAUAAAAAAGUUCGAUUGCACAUUUUGCGAGAAAAAGUUUGGCAAUCGGCGCUUGUUGAACAAUCACAUCGCUAAUCUGCACUCGCGGGAACGUAACUUCGGCUGUACCGUGUGUGACAAGCGCUUCAAAACGAACGUCGCCCUCUAUAAUCACAUGCGGGUGCAUGACGAUAAGCUACAGUUUAGCUGCCGGUUUUGUGACAAAAAGUUCCGUUUCCGGAACCACCUCGUAAGCCACGAGCUGGUCCACUUGGACGAGCGAAACUACUCCUGCAGCCAGUGUGACAAGAAGUUCAACACGAACGAGUGUCUGCAAAAGCACAAGCUGACGCACGUUACGACGGAACCGUACCAAUGUCCGCUGUGUGGAUUCAGCACGAAACAGAAGCGCUAUCUAGUUCUGCAUGCAAAGCGCAUCCACAUGGUACGGUAAAGUGGCGGGCG
Anopheles funestus (African malaria mosquito) is the source of this 1593-nucleotide messenger RNA. RefSeq names its product zinc finger protein 471-like. The transcript is spliced from 2 exons. Gene Ontology annotation, molecular function: RNA polymerase II cis-regulatory region sequence-specific DNA binding; zinc ion binding; DNA-binding transcription factor activity. The coding region runs from base 146 to 1582 and encodes 478 amino acids. The record is from RefSeq and is a predicted model, not a curated record. Gene Ontology annotation, cellular component: nucleus. Gene Ontology annotation, biological process: regulation of transcription by RNA polymerase II. Lineage: Eukaryota; Metazoa; Arthropoda; Insecta; Diptera; Culicidae.